Molecule: messenger RNA, 1967 nt
Organism: Ictidomys tridecemlineatus (thirteen-lined ground squirrel)
Lineage: Eukaryota; Metazoa; Chordata; Mammalia; Rodentia; Sciuridae
Gene: Osgin1
Product: oxidative stress induced growth inhibitor 1
Biological process (GO): negative regulation of cell growth
Molecular function (GO): growth factor activity; oxidoreductase activity
Source: RefSeq, a predicted model, not a curated record
CCGCCCGGUGAAAUACCCUGGCUUCCCCCUGGCCGCACAGCCUCUGGAGCCCAGGGUGGUGAUGGGCCUGCAGCUUCCUCGGUGAGCGCGGUGACCCCAGCCCUCCCAGCGUCUGUCCUCCCGGGCCCCCGUUUCCCUCCACCCACGACCGCCAGCCUGACCACCAGGUGGGCCGCCCUCUCUGCCUGCAGCCGGCUGCCCCAGCCAUGAGCUCUUCAAGGAGGGACCACUUCAGCGCCAGCAGCUUGGAGCCCGUCCCUGUCGUCAUCAUUGGCAACGGCCCCUCCGGCAUCUGCUUGUCCUACCUGCUCUCGGGCCACAUCCCCUAUGUGAGACCAGAUGCCGUCCACCCACACCCGCUGCUGCAGAGGAAGCUGGCGGAGGCUCCGGGGGUCUCCAUCCUGGACCAGGACCUGGACUACCUCUCGGAAGGCCUCGAAGGCCGCUGCCAGAGUCCCGUGGCCCUUCUCUUCGAUGCCCUCCUGCGCCCGGACACAGACUUCGGGGGCAACCUGGAAUCCGUCCUCACCUGGAGGCAGGAGAAGCAGAGAGCCAUCCCCCACGUGGUCCUGGGCCGGAACCUCCCGGGCGGGGCCUGGCAUUCCAUCGAAGGCUCCAUGGUGACCCUGAGUCAAGGCCAGUGGAUGGGGCUUCCUGACCUGCAGGUCAAGGACUGGCUGCAGAAGAAGCGCAGGGGUCUUCGCAACAGCCGAGCUACAGCUGGGGACAUUGCCCGCUACUACAGGGACUAUGUGGUCAAGAAGGGGCUGAGCCACAACUUCAUUUCUGGUGCCGUGGUCACGAGUGUGCAGUGGGGGGCCCCUGAGCCCAGUGUCCCCGGGGCCCCGGGCCCGAGCCCCCUGUUCCAGGUGAGCGGCUUCCUGACCACCAAGGACCAGAGCCAGCGGCCCUUCUCGCUGUGGACUCACAACGUGGUCCUGGCCACGGGCACGUUUGACAGCCCGGCCCGGCUGGGCAUCCCCGGGGAGGACCUGCCCUUUGUGCAUCACGACCUGUCAGCCCUGGAGGCGGCCACGCGGAAGGGGGUCGUGACCCCGGCCUCGGACCCGGUCCUCAUCGUGGGCGCGGGGCUGUCCGCCGCCGACGCCGUGCUCUUUGCCCGCCACUACAACAUCCCCGUAGUCCACGCCUUCCGGCGGCCGGUGGACGACCCUGGCCUGGUGUUCAACCAGCUGCCCAAGAUGCUGUACCCCGAGUACCACAAGGUGCACCAGAUGAUGCGGGAGCAGUCCUUCCUGUCGCCCAGCCCCUACCAGGGCUACCGCAGCCUCCCGGAGCACCGGCCCCUGCUCUUCAAGGAGGACAGCCAGGCCGUGUUCCAGGAUGCGCAGGGCGGCCAGCAGGUGUUCGCAGUCUCCCUGGUGCUGGUCCUCAUUGGCUCACACCCUGACCUCUCCUUCCUCCCUGGGGCGGGCGCUGACCUUGCCAUGGACCCCGAGCAGCCGCUGAGCGCCAAGAGGAACCCCAUCGACGUGGACCCCUUCACCUACCAGAGCACCCGCCAGGAGGGCCUGUACGCAGUGGGACCACUGGCCGGGGACAACUUUGUGCGCUUUGUGCAGGGCGGGGCCCUGGCGGUGGCCAGCUCCCUGCUAAGGAAGGAGACGAGGAAGCCACCCUAGUGCCACUGAGUCCUGGCACCCAGGCCCUGAGGAGGAGGGACAUCCCCACAGCCUUGCCGGCAGCAGGGCCCACUGAAGACGCGGCGCGAGGGCCUCUCCUGGCCACAGACAGAAGGCCCGGGAGGAGCGGGCCGUACCUGCUGCCCACAUGCAGACCAAGGCCCAAGGCAGGAGGGGGCCACAGGCCAGAGUAGGCCUGGGCCCGGGACCUGGUGUGAGCUGGGCUCACCAGGGCCAGCUGAACACCCAGCCAGGAAGAGUGCAGGUCCUGUUCCUUCCAGAAUCAAGUCACAAAUAAAACCAGUGUCUGCCUCCACUCCCACA